ACUAAGCUGUACGGUAUAGAAGUAACAAGCUAGGCAAAGGUUUUGAUUUUGGACUAGAAAACAAACACGAGUAAUGCCUGUGGAUUUCAAUGGUUAUUGGAAAAUGCUCAGCAAUGACAAUUUUGAGGAGUACUUGAAAGCACUUGAUGUAAAUAUUGCCAUAAGAAAAAUAGCCAAUAUGCUUAAACCUGACAAAGAGAUCAUUCAGGAUGGAGACCACAUGAUCAUUAAAACGCUAAGUACUUUUAAAAACUACAUCAUGGACUUCCAUAUAGGGAAAGAAUUUGAGGAGGAUUUAACAGGGGUGGAUGAUCGCAAAUGCAUGACUUGUGUGACUUGGGAUGGAGAUAAACUUCUUUGUGUACAGAAAGGAGAAAAGGAGGGCCGUGGCUGGACCCAGUGGAUUGAAGGAGAUGAAAUGCACUUGGAAAUAAGAGUUUGUGGUGUGAAGUGCAAGCAAGUUUUUAAGAAAGUACAGUAAGGAGCCUAACCCCAGAGACCAAGAAGGUGGACAGUAUGGAUGGACCAGCUACCAAAUCUUCAGUUGCUGCUUGUUCAAAAAUAUCUUGUUCUUUCUUAACACUUAGAAAAUGUGUGCUGACCCACAUCUUCCUAUGUUACCUGAACUCUUUAGCAGCUUUUGUUGAACAUAUGGAUUUUUAAAGAAGAUAAUUGAAUAUAAAUGGUUUAAUUAUGAUAUGAAUGU
Messenger RNA from Sceloporus undulatus (fence lizard), 706 nucleotides. It is a transcript of the gene RBP1, whose product is annotated as retinol binding protein 1. Gene Ontology annotation, biological process: fatty acid transport. The record is from RefSeq and is a predicted model, not a curated record. Lineage: Eukaryota; Metazoa; Chordata; Lepidosauria; Squamata; Phrynosomatidae. The transcript is spliced from 4 exons. Gene Ontology annotation, cellular component: cytosol; nucleus. Gene Ontology annotation, molecular function: fatty acid binding. Bases 74 to 481 code for a protein of 135 amino acids.